AUGACAACACCAUCCGCUGUAAGUGGCAAAAGGAAGGAAAUACUUGCAUUUUUUCAAGGCAACAGAAAUAAAACACCAAAAGAUAAUACUACUGAAAAACCAAUGGGCGAUGAUCAAUCAGAUGUGGUGGUAGAUCUAGAAGCUUCGGAAGAUAACAUUACCACUACCGCUGAAAAAUGUACAACGGUUGAGAAGGAGGGUAAUGAUAAUAUAAAAGAUGAUGAAACGAGUCUCAGGCGCAGUCAGGAAAGGCACCUAAUGAACAACACCGAUACCGCAAAGAACGGCCCUUCUCGAGCAGAAUCUAAUGAGUUAAAACUCGGAAACGAUUCUGCCCUCAAUUCACCUGCUUCAAAAGACGUCAAGUCAGCAUUGAGCAAAGAGAAAGAGGAAAUUAAACUACAGAGAAACAUCACAAGGCAACGAAAAGAGGAAGAGAAACGCCAACGUGAAGCUCAAAGGCAGGAAGAAAAACGUAAGCGUGAACAGCAAAGAGAAGAGGAGAGAAGAAAGCGUGAGGAGAGGAAGAAGCAAAAGGAACUGGAACGAUUAGAGGUAAAAAGACAGAAAGAACUUGAAAAACGUCUAAAGGAGGAAGAAAAGCUAAAACUAGACGAAGUAAAGAGACUCAAAGAGCUAAGCAAAGAAAAAUCACAGUUAAGAAUUGGUAAUUUUUUCAAAAAAGUAAACGAUUCUACCAAACAGCUUGAUGUUAAGAGCGAUUUCAAUAAAUAUUUCCUGCCAUUUUAUGCUAAGGAUGGAACCAUAUUGCCCAAAAAUAGUGAUGGAUCUAAAUUUGAUCUUGCAAAAAGCAAAUCUGCGUUGGACUCCAUCCUGAUUAAAAAGGAAGGUAAGAAUGAAAACAACGACACUCUAUUAGAAUGGCUUGACUCAAAAAAAUGCAAGCGCGGAUACAAAGUCAAAUUUACAGCGACCGAACUGCUGAAACAAAUGGCCUCAAAGGAGAAAGAGGAAUCUGAAUUAUUGAAUUUGCUUUUUUUAAUUCCACAAAAGUAUAUCAAGUUUUAUGAGAACGUUAGACCGCCAUAUAUAGGGACAUAUUCGAAAGAGAUAGUGCUUCCAGUAGAUAACCCUUUUUCCACCGAGGGAACGGGUUUCAAUUAUGAGUACGAUUCUGAUUUGGAAUGGGUAAAUGAAGAAGGUGAAGAAGGCGAAGAGGGUGAAAUUGAUAACUUGGAGAGUGAGGAAGAAGAUGAAGACGAGGAUGAAGAACAAGAUGAAGCAAGCGAUGGAGAGUUCGAUGGAUUCCUUGAACUAGAGGAAAAGUCAGCAGAUGGUCCACAAGGUAAGAAGAAAAAGUUCUUCGGCCCACUUAUACCGACUGUCUGCUUAAGGUCUGAAAUCAAUAAAAUGGAUGAGAGCGACAGAAGAUAUUUCGAAGAAAUCAAAGUAACAUGCCUAUCAGACAAGCAACCAUUUCCUAUCGACCCCCAUAUUCCUUUCGCAAAGGAGCAAGAAGCAACUGGGAUAAAGAGAGCUUUGCCGGAAGGCCAAAGUGAUAAGACAUCAGCAUCGAGUAGCCCAUCUGUGUCUCCCCAGAAGAGAGCCAAAACACUGAUAUCCGAUACAAAGAGCCUCCUGAAACUUUUUGAUGAGGUAGAAGGGAGCACCUUUUCUUUGGGGACGGUUACCGAGAUAGCACAAAAAAAUUUACCACAGUACAGUAAGCAACUGAUCAAGAAUACCGUCAAAGAAUACGCCAUAAGAGGUACCGGGCCAACGAGAAAAUGGCAAAUAAAAGACCACAAGCAUUGGGACGACCUCCGAACAAUUACAGAUUAG
Messenger RNA from Zygotorulaspora mrakii, 1803 nucleotides. RefSeq names its product Rlf2p (gene RLF2). Gene Ontology annotation, biological process: nucleosome assembly. The transcript has a single exon. The coding region runs from base 1 to 1803 and encodes 600 amino acids. The record is from RefSeq and is a predicted model, not a curated record. Lineage: Eukaryota; Fungi; Ascomycota; Saccharomycetes; Saccharomycetales; Saccharomycetaceae. Gene Ontology annotation, cellular component: nucleus; CAF-1 complex.